AUGGCUCCUGCUACUACUACGCUCACAUCCAUAGCGCAUGAGAAAACCCUACAACAAAAAUUUGUCCGAGACGAAGACGAGCGUCCAAAGGUUGCCUACAACGACUUCAGCAACGAAAUUCCGAUCAUCUCGCUUGCCGGGAUUGAUGAGGUGGAAGGCCGCCGGGGCGAGAUUUGCAAGAAGAUUGUAGCGGCUUGUGAGGACUGGGGUAUUUUCCAGAUUGUUGACCAUGGGGUUGAUGUUGAGCUCAUAUCGGAAAUGACCGGUCUCGCUAGAGAGUUCUUUGCUUUGCCAUCGGAGGAGAAGCUCCGCUUCGACAUGUCCGGUGGCAAAAAGGGUGGCUUCAUCGUGUCCAGUCAUUUACAGGGAGAAGCUGUGCAAGAUUGGCGUGAAAUUGUGACCUACUUUUCAUAUCCGAUUCGUCACCGGGACUAUUCGAGGUGGCCAGACAAGCCUGAGGCCUGGAGGGAGGUGACAAAGAAGUACAGUGACGAGUUGAUGGGGCUGGCAUGCAAGCUCUUGGGGGUUUUAUCAGAAGCCAUGGGGUUGGAUACAGAGGCAUUGACAAAGGCAUGUGUGGACAUGGACCAAAAAGUCGUCGUGAAUUUCUACCCAAAAUGCCCUCAGCCCGACCUAACCCUUGGCCUCAAGCGCCACACCGACCCGGGCACAAUUACCCUUCUGCUUCAAGACCAAGUUGGGGGCCUCCAGGCUACACGGGAUGAUGGGAAAACGUGGAUCACCGUUCAACCAGUGGAAGGAGCUUUUGUGGUCAAUCUUGGAGAUCAUGGUCAUCUUCUGAGCAAUGGGAGGUUCAAGAAUGCUGAUCACCAAGCAGUGGUGAACUCAAACAGCAGCAGGCUGUCCAUAGCCACAUUCCAGAACCCAGCGCAAGAAGCAAUAGUGUAUCCACUCAGUGUGAGGGAGGGAGAGAAGCCGAUUCUCGAGGCGCCAAUCACCUACACCGAGAUGUACAAGAAGAAGAUGAGCAAGGAUCUUGAGCUUGCCAGGCUGAAAAAACUGUCCAAGGAACAGCAACUGCAGGACUUGGAGAAAGCCAAAGUGGAUACAAAGCCAGUGGACGACAUUUUUGCUUAG
Molecule: messenger RNA, 1098 nt
Organism: Malus domestica (apple)
Lineage: Eukaryota; Viridiplantae; Streptophyta; Magnoliopsida; Rosales; Rosaceae
Product: naringenin,2-oxoglutarate 3-dioxygenase
Source: RefSeq, marked provisional